GAAAUAGCGCGUGGCGCCGCGGCGGGCGCCGGACAGAGGGGAGCGCAGCCGCCGAUAUGGCUGGGAUCUUGUUCGAGGAUAUUUUCGACGUGAAGGACAUCGACCCCGAGGGCAAGAAGUUCGACCGGGUGUCCCGCCUGCACUGCGAGAGCGAGUCCUUCAAGAUGGACCUGAUCCUGGACGUCAACAUCCAGAUCUACCCCGUGGACCUGGGUGACAAGUUCCGCCUGGUCAUCGCCAGCACCUUGUACGAGGACGGGACACUGGACGACGGCGAGUACAACCCCACGGAUGACCGGCCCUCCAGGGCUGACCAGUUUGAGUAUGUGAUGUAUGGGAAGGUGUACAGGAUCGAGGGAGAUGAGACGUCUACAGAGGCUGCCACGCGACUCUCUGCCUACGUGUCCUAUGGAGGGCUGCUCAUGCGUCUCCAGGGAGAUGCCAACAACCUGCAUGGCUUCGAAGUGGACUCCAGGGUGUACCUCCUCAUGAAGAAACUGGCCUUCUAAUGGGCAGGAGCUGAGGGACUGCGGGAGGCAGCAGGGACCUGCCUGAUGCAGACAGUCUGGACAGACAUGGACUUGCCAGCAAGCCCUCUGAUCCGUGCCCCAGGAGUUUGGCUCCUACACGUCUCAUCUGCAUGUGCCUGAACUCUGCCACGCAUUCCAGUCUGUGCAGCCAGCCCAGAGGCCUGCACUGCUCACAUCUCUGCAGGGUUGCCAUCCAGGCCAGGAGACUGCCUCUCUGCCAAGCAGGCUGCAACUUCAGCAAAUGCCCCAGUCUCUAAAGAACUGCCCUUUGUAGGGGCUGGUCACAUGCAGGUGAGCUCCUAGGUCCCUGCCUGCAGGUGCCAGUCACUGGAGGACUUGUCUAUGGCACAUGCUGCCCCCUGGCUCUCGGCCAGCUGGGAGGUUGCAUUCUUGCCCCUUGGCUUCACUGCAGGCUGCAGUAGAGUCUAUGCCACCCACCCAGGCAGGCCAUAUGCUGUAUUGGCAAGGAGGGCAGCAGCUCCUGGGCCCAUCCCAUCUGGUUCUCUAUUAAACCUGGUUUUUCAGAUUUG
Messenger RNA from Gavialis gangeticus (Gharial), 1060 nucleotides. RefSeq names its product DNA-directed RNA polymerases I, II, and III subunit RPABC3. The record is from RefSeq and is a predicted model, not a curated record. Lineage: Eukaryota; Metazoa; Chordata; Crocodylia; Gavialidae. Gene Ontology annotation, cellular component: RNA polymerase II, core complex; RNA polymerase I complex; RNA polymerase III complex. The coding region runs from base 57 to 509 and encodes 150 amino acids. The transcript has 5 exons. Gene Ontology annotation, biological process: DNA-templated transcription. Gene Ontology annotation, molecular function: DNA-directed RNA polymerase activity.